AUGCGGGUUGAGGAUGAGAUAGACAAGCUUCGGCAUUCAAUAAGCAUCAUUCAAGUAGUUCUUCAAGAUGCAGAAGAGCGACAAGUGAAGGAGAAAGCAAUGAAAAUAUGGUUGGGUGAGCUUAAAGAAGUUGCUCAUGAUGCUGACAAUUUACUAGAUGAGUUCUGCUUGGAAGCUCUAAUGGCUAAGAGCCGAGGAUUCUUCAUGACGAGGUUAUUUACUGACUUCUUUCCUUCUUUGAAACCAAUUGCAGUUUAUCUUGAAUUUUUGGCAGCUGAAAGGCUUAACUUUAACUUGAAAGUGUUGAGUUUGUUGAGAAAUAAGUUGACGAAAGAAGAAGCAAGUUGA
This is a messenger RNA of Pistacia vera, 348 nucleotides long. Its product is annotated as putative disease resistance protein RGA3. Lineage: Eukaryota; Viridiplantae; Streptophyta; Magnoliopsida; Sapindales; Anacardiaceae. The record is from RefSeq and is a predicted model, not a curated record. The transcript has a single exon. The coding region runs from base 1 to 348 and encodes 115 amino acids.